AUGAAGUUCUCCUUCAGCGCCGUUCUCGCCUUCGCGACCACCGUGUUCGCCGUGAAGUUCACCAACUCUAACUUCGACAUUGAGGAGGGUGAACCGUUCACCCUCACGUGGGAUGAAGCCCAAGGGCCCGUCACCAUCACCGUCGUGCAGGGCCCGAGGGACAACCUGAAGCCGGUCACCGUCAUUACCUCUACUGGGAGCGACGGCGAGUUUACCUGGACCCCCACGGACCUGCCCUCGGGCCAGUAUGCCUUCGAGAUUAUCGAUGACACCAUGGUGAAGAACUGGAGCGUUCAGUUCACCUACACCGGCACCGGCUCCGUCACUAGCGUCGAGACGCCCACCUCGACCGCCGAAUCCAGCACCAGCACCGAGGUUUCCAGCACGACUAGCAGCAGCAGCGAGACCGAGACUACCGAGUCCUCCACCUCCACCACCGAGACCGAGGCUAGCAGCACCACCACCUUCACCACCUCCACGACCGAGGACGCCGAGACCACCACCAGCGCGACCACCUCCCCCACCGGCUCCCCGCCGGACCUGAACAACGGCCAGCGCUUCGCGUCGCCCCUGGGCUUCGUCCUGGUCACCGUGGCCGCCCUCGUCUUCUUCAACUAA
Messenger RNA from Chaetomium fimeti, 618 nucleotides. RefSeq lists its product as uncharacterized. The transcript is spliced from 3 exons. The coding region runs from base 1 to 618 and encodes 205 amino acids. The record is from RefSeq and is a predicted model, not a curated record. Lineage: Eukaryota; Fungi; Ascomycota; Sordariomycetes; Sordariales; Chaetomiaceae.